AUGGGACCCAUGAGCACGGAGGAGAAGAUCAUGGCCGGCACGCUGCUGCUUACGGUUGGUCUUUGGAUCUUUGGAGGAAUGUUGAGUGUGGAUGCAGUGUCUGCAGCAAUUCUUGGCCUAGGGGUCCUCCUAAUCACAGGGGUUGUCACAUGGAAAGAGUGUUUGGCAGAGUCUGUGGCGUGGGAUACGCUUACAUGGUUUGCAGCACUUAUAGCAAUGGCUGGCUACCUCAACAAAUACGGGUUCAUCUCUUGGUUCAGUGAGACUGUUGUGAAGGACAGCGAUGCAAUCAACAGGUCUGCAACGCUGGCCUCCUCGAGCUCCCAUCCUACCCUCCUUACCAGCUCUGCCUUGGACGCGCUCAAGAUGUUGGCAACCUUGAGGAGAUUGACCAGGAAACCGCAUAGGAGAUGA
Miscanthus lutarioriparius is the source of this 414-nucleotide messenger RNA. The record is from the annotation of a GenBank genome assembly. NCBI's taxonomy places the organism in Eukaryota, Viridiplantae, Streptophyta, Magnoliopsida, Poales, Poaceae.